Drosophila willistoni is the source of this 438-nucleotide messenger RNA. RefSeq lists its product as uncharacterized. The record is from RefSeq and is a predicted model, not a curated record. The transcript has 2 exons. Bases 1 to 438 code for a protein of 145 amino acids. NCBI's taxonomy places the organism in Eukaryota, Metazoa, Arthropoda, Insecta, Diptera, Drosophilidae.
AUGGAACAGCUUUUGGAUAAUCUAAUGGAAUACGCUGCUCGAUCGUACGAUGUGGAUGAGAAUGAUUUCCAGACCAUAGCCCAUGGAGAUUGUUGGACAACAAAUGUGAUGUUUAAAUAUGAUGACAAAGGCAAACCAUCUACUUGUUUGCCCAUCGAUUUUCAAUUUACUACUUGGACUUCUCCGCUGGUUGAUUUGCAUUACUUUUUCAGCUCAUCGCUGCAGGAGGAUGUACUAAGUCGACAAGCGGAGCUGAUCCAACACCAUUACUACGCUUUAAAAGAGAAUCUCCAGAGACUCAACUAUAAAGGCGUGUUACCUAGUUUGCAUGAAUAUCAUCUACAGUUCGAUCGACGUCGUUUUAUGGCUGUGCUGAUUUCAACAGUAUUUCAGCCAUUGAUGAUAUACCAGGGCAAAGAGGCACUAAUGUUCAAGUAG